AACCCUAACCCUUCCAUGACUAUCACGACUCUUGCUGCAGCUGCAAGUACUACUUCAUCUGAUCAUCACAGCAAGAUGGAAUCUGUUGUCUACUGCAUCGUGCUCCUCUGUUUGACCAGUGGACUGUGGAUGGAGGCAGAUGCAAAAGCUGAGGAAAAGGAUUGCAGUGGGAGCUGCCCCCCUGGUUGGACCAAGCUUGGCUCUCGCUGUUUCCUCUUCAAGAAUCAUGCAAUGAACUGGGCUAGUGCUGAGAGAGAUUGCCUUGCCCUCGGAGGGAAUCUGGCUUCUAUCCAAUCGACCACCGAAUACAACUUCAUCAGAAAGUUGGUGAGAACAGCAACAGGCCAAGAUCUAAACUUUUGGGCUGGAGGCCAUGAUGCUGUCAUGGAGGGAGUGUGGCUGUGGAGCGAUGGCUCUAAGUUUAGCUUCAGCAGAUGGGGCAGGGGGGAGCCAAGCAACUAUAGAGGAAAGGAACACUGUAUGGAGGUUAACUAUGGAGCUAACAAACAAGUCAACGACGUAGACUGUCUCGACAAGCAACCUUUUGUCUGUUCCUCCUCCCUGAAAUGAUCACAUCUUCAGUCAGGAUGUCACUUCUACCAGGAUGUCAGGCCUCGAUGACAUCAGUGUUUUGAAGAUUUAUCCACACUCCUGAUUCACUUUCAUAUUUAAUCAAUAAACUGAUUCACCCAGCUAAGCAAUA
Molecule: messenger RNA, 703 nt
Organism: Trematomus bernacchii (emerald rockcod)
Lineage: Eukaryota; Metazoa; Chordata; Actinopteri; Perciformes; Nototheniidae
Product: galactose-specific lectin nattectin-like
Exons: 7
Coding region: 16-570 (184 amino acids)
Molecular function (GO): signaling receptor activity
Source: RefSeq, a predicted model, not a curated record